AUGUACCAGCUGCAGGUCCGUGUGGUCAGCGGCAACAAUCUGCCUGUGGGAGAUCUGAAUGGCUUUUCGGACCCCUAUGUCAAGCUCUUUUGGGGCGGUCAGACAGUCAAGACUUCAACCAAGAAGAAGACUUUGAACCCUUACUGGAAUGAGACCUUUACGUUGACCUCUUCGCUGGCCACCGAGCCGUUGAAGGUGUCGUGCUAUGAUUGGGACCGAUUCACCCGGGACGACGUCCUGGGCACCGGCGAAGUGCGCACCGACGAUCUAAUCAACAAAACCGAGAAAUCAGUCACCGUGCACCUCUCACCACGAGGCGAGAUCCAGCUACGGCUGACGGCGCUCAACUUCCCGGAGCACUACGGCAACACCGCUGGCACCACCACCUACACUACUACUUCUUAUGUUCCCAUGGGCGGCGGAGGCACUGUGGACGACAUGCUCAAGCAGCGGUUUUCGAUGGGCUACAACUCGGGCGCAGCACCCUACAUGUCCGGCCCGGCACCUUACGGCUCGGUGGGCCUCGGCGCUCCGCAGGGGCCGCCCUCCUACUACCCGCCACCACAGUCGCAGGCCCCGCCCGCCCGACCUACCCCACCUCCUACAUGCCCACCGGCGGCGGCGCGCCGUCAUCAUAUCUCCCCGGCGGCUACGGCGGACCACCCGCCGGCGGCUACGGCACGGUGGGGCGGCUACGGCACCGGUGCCCCUCCCCCCGCGGGCGGCUACGGCGGCGGAUAUGGCGGACCCCCUGGCGGCGGCUACGGGGCGCCGCCCGCCGGCUAUGGCGGACAACCCGGUGGCGGCUACGGCGGCCCUCCUCCGGCCGGCGGUGGAUAUGGCGGACCCCCUGGCGGCGGCUACGGCACCGGUGGUGCGCCGUACGGCGGCGCGCCGCCUCCGGGUGGCGGCUAUCCCCCGCAGCAGUACCCACCAACGGGGUGCGAGAUGUCAGUGUUCGAGUGGGUCGACGAAUCAGAGGCCGAGUCAGCCCUCUCCAACCUCAGCAUCAACAACACACAGUGGGUACUCUUCGGGUACGAGGGGGCCAAGAUCAAGCUCGUUGCCACCGGCGCCGGCAACCUCUUUGACGUCGCGCCUCUGCUGAGCGAUGCAGAGAUUCAGUACAUGGUGCUCACCAUCGAGGUGAAGGACCAGGGCGAGGCCGAGCUCUUCUCGACCUCCAAGACCAUCUUCAUCACGUGGGUGGGCACCGAGUGCAAGCCCAUGGCCAAGGCCAGGUCCUCGCAGCACCGCCUGCCCCUCUACAACUACGUCCUCAAACACUUGCAGCUGGGCGCAGAGCUGCAGGUGCUCGAGCCCGAGUACCUGACCGAGGCCAACAUUUUGGCCAAGCUGCGCGGCACCCACGUCGAGCACGACGCCACCCUGCCCGCCGCCUCGUCCAGCAGCAGCGGCGGCAGCGGCUCGCAGCCCUCCACGCCUGAGGCCGCGCGCCGCAGCUGUUCGUCGCCCCAGACCACCAACCGCCACGUCAUGAAGUCGAGCAGCCUCAGCGCCCAGCAGUACGCCACCUACAAGGGCGCGUCGGACGUGCUGACCGAGGUGGACUUUGCCGACCCCGAGGAGGCCCACGCCAGGCUGGAGGACGUGCGCCGGGACGGCACCGCCACCAACUGGCUCGUCUUUGGCCACGAGGGCUCCAAGAACACCCUCACUGUACUCGGCUCCGGCGGCGGCGGCUGGGAUGAGACCGUGGGGUUCUUUGUGGACGACGCGAUUGUGUACUGCGUGCUGGGCGUGGAGGUGGCGGAUGAGGCGGGAGGCAGCGAGUACAAGACGACCAAGUACGUCUUCAUCUCGUGGGUCGGCCCCAACGUGAAGCCACUCGCCAAGGCCCGCUCCUCCCAAGUUCGCGUCGCCCUCUACAAGCACACCAAGUUGUUCAUGCAGCUGGCGGGCGAGAUCCAGCUAUUGGACAGGGCCGACCUCUCGGAGACCACCAUCAAGCAGAAGCUCAACUCCAACUUCUAA
This is a messenger RNA of Acanthamoeba castellanii str. Neff, 1995 nucleotides long. RefSeq names its product C2 domain containing protein. Gene Ontology annotation, biological process: regulation of actin filament polymerization. NCBI's taxonomy places the organism in Eukaryota, Discosea, Longamoebia, Acanthamoebidae. Gene Ontology annotation, molecular function: actin filament binding. The transcript has 14 exons. Bases 1 to 1995 code for a protein of 664 amino acids. Gene Ontology annotation, cellular component: site of polarized growth; plasma membrane; cortical actin cytoskeleton. The record is from RefSeq and is a predicted model, not a curated record.